Solanum verrucosum is the source of this 2102-nucleotide messenger RNA. Its product is annotated as protein PHOX1-like. The record is from RefSeq and is a predicted model, not a curated record. Gene Ontology annotation, molecular function: protein binding. The transcript has 2 exons. NCBI's taxonomy places the organism in Eukaryota, Viridiplantae, Streptophyta, Magnoliopsida, Solanales, Solanaceae. The coding region runs from base 21 to 2078 and encodes 685 amino acids.
GCUUAUUGGAGUGACAAACCAUGGGGAAGCCAACUGGGAAGAAGAAAAGUAAUGUAAAAUCAAAGUCAAAUGAUGGAGAUGUGAAGCAUAAAUCAAAAGCAUUUGAUGAAGACACAGCUGUGUUUAUCAAGAUGUCUAAAGAACUGAAGGAAGAAGGGAACAGGUUCUUUCAGAAACGCGAUCACGAGGGAGCCAUGUUGAAGUAUGAGAAGGCACUCAAAUUGCUUCCUAGGAACCAUAUUGAUGUUGCCUAUUUGCAUAGCAACUUGGCUAGUUGCUACAUGCAAAUGGGGCGUAGCGAGUUUCCAAGAGCUAUAAAUGAAUGUAACUUGGCACUUGAAGUUGCUCCCAAGUAUAGCAAAGCUUUGUUGAAGAGAGCAAAGUGUUAUGAAUCAUUGAAUAGGCUUGAUUUAGCUUUAAGAGAUGUAAACCAUGUCUUGAGUAUUGAACCUAACAAUUUGACUGCUUUAGAGAUUGCAGACAAGGUUAAAAAGGAAAUAGAAGAAAUACUUAAAGUUGAAAAUAAAAAGUUAGUCUUACCCCUUCCAGAAUCUGCCAAUGUUGUGAAGGAUAACAUGAAAAAGGAGAAGAAGAACAAUAAAUUUGAUAGAAAGAGGAUAGUUGAGAUUAAGGAAACGAAGAUUGAUGGAGUCGAAGAAAAGAAGGCCGAGGACAAGGUGGUAGUGGAGGAGAAGAGAACCGUCCAGGGAGAAAAAACGAUGACAAGAACAGUGAAGUUGAUUCUUGGAGAGGAUAUAAGAUGGGCACAGUUACCAGUUGGUUGCAGUAUUCGACUUGUGAGAGACAUAGUUCUAGAUCGAUUUCCAAAUUUGAAGGGUGCACUUAUCAAGUACAGGGAUCAAGAAGGUGAUUUGGUAACUAUUACAACUACUGAUGAGCUCAGGUUGGCUGAAUCAUCUGUUGAUCUUCAAGGUUCUUUAAGACUCUACAUCAAAGAAGUUAGUCCAGAUAAAGAACCUAUGUAUUUGAGGGUUGAAGAAGAUGAGAAAUCGAGCAUCUGCAGAUCAACUAUAGUAAAAAAGGAUGGGGAACUGAAUAAAGGGCCAAUUUGCCCUGAGAACUGGUUUGUCCAAUUCGCAAGGCUAUUCAAGAACCAUGUUGGAGUUGAUUGUGACUCGUAUCUGGAUCUUCAUGAGACAGGAAUGAAAUUAUAUUCAGAAGCUAUGGAGGACACAGUUACAAAUGAAGAAGCAGAAGAGCUUUUUGACAUUGCUUCAGCUCAGUUCCAAGAGAUGGCAGCUUUGUCUUUGUUUAACUGGGGAAAUGUACACAUGUCUAGAGCAAGAAAAGAAGUAUUUUUCACAGAAGAGGGUUCUGGGGAGACGGUGUCGGAGCAGGUUAAAUCUGCAUAUGAAUGGGCAGAAAAAGAAUAUGAAACUGCAGAAAUGAGGUAUGAAGAAGCUCUUAGAGUCAAGCCAGAUUUCUACGAAAGCCUUCUUGCACUCGGUCAGCAGCAGUUUGAACAAGCAAAACUCUCAUGGUACUAUUUGGUUGGGAGUAAAGUAGAAUUAGAGACAGGGACAUGUGCAGAGAUCUUGGAGCUAUACAACAAGGCUGAGGAUAGCAUCAACAGAGGGAUGGAAAUGUGGGAAGAGAUGGAAGAACAACAUCUAAAUGGACUCUCGAAAUAUGAGGAAUAUAAAGCUCAAUUGUACAAAAGGGGCUUGGAGGGUAUACUUAGAGAUAAAUCAUCUGAAGAAACUAAAGAGCAGACUGAAAACAUGAGGUCUCAGAUUUACCUGUUAUGGGGAACCAUGCUCUACGAACGUUCCGUGGUGGAAUUUAAGAUAGGAUUACCAACCUGGGAAGAAUGUCUAGAUGUUGCAGUAUAUAAGUUUGAACUAGCUGGAGCAUCACAUUCUGAUAUUGCAGUCAUGAUAAAGAACCACUGUUCCAAUGAAACUGCUCUCGAAGGGUUCAAAGUUGAUGAGAUUGUACAGGCAUGGAGUGAGAUGUAUGAUACAAACAGGUGGCAGACUGGGGUGCCAACUUUCAGGCUAGAACCAUUGUUCCGCCGUCGGGUUUCAAGCCUUCAUUCUAUACUGGAAAAUAUUUGAAUUGCAAAGCUAUGAUACAUUGAA